AUGAUGGGUUUGAUUCGUCCACAUCAAUCAUUUGGUGCACCAACCACCACUACAAUCAGACUAUACUGUUCAGUGGCUCCCACUGUACCACAUGACCAGAAGAUCAUUGUUGUCACCUCUGGCAAGGGUGGCACGGGCAAGACAACAAGCAGCAGUUCAUUCUCAUAUGGUCUGGCAGAGAAAGGCUUCAAGACAUGUGUUAUUGACUUUGAUAUUGGUCUUAGAAACUUGGACAUUCACUUUGGAAUGGAGCGUAGAGUAGUCUUUGACUUUAUCAAUGUGUUGAAUGGCGAUUGCACACUGAGACAGGCUUUGAUCAAGGAUAGGAAGAACCCCAACUUGUACUUGCUUGCCGCAUCGCAGACAAAGGACAAGACUGCACUCAAGAUGGAGGCGGUCGAGAAGGUGUUGGACGAGCUGCGCGAGAGCUUCGACUACAUUGUGUGCGACUCACCUGCUGGCAUUGAGAGUGGCGCCCACCACGCCAUGUACUGGUCGGAUCAGGCCAUCAUCUGCACCAACCCCGAGCUGUCAUCUGUGCGCGACUCUGACAAGAUGUUGGGCAUCCUGGCAAGCAAGUCGAAGCGUGCGCUCGAGGGCAAGGACCCAAUCAAGCUUAACCUGCUCAUCACAAGAUACUCGCCAGAGCGUGCUGAGAGUGGCGGCAUGCUGUCCGUCAAAGAUAUACAGGAGAACCUUGGCAUCAAGCUGAUUGGCGUCGUGCCAGAGUCCCAAGAUAUCCUGACGUGCACCAACCUUGGUCGUCCCGUCAUCACACUGGACAAGGCAUCGGAUCCCGCUGAGGCCUAUCGCGAUGUUGUCGAGAGAUUCCUCGGUGAUCCCAAACCAUUCAGAUUCAUUGAGCCCAAGCCCACUGGUCUCUUCUCCAAAAUGUCAAAGCUCUUUGGUUAA
Molecule: messenger RNA, 912 nt
Organism: Acytostelium subglobosum LB1
Lineage: Eukaryota; Evosea; Eumycetozoa; Acytosteliales; Acytosteliaceae
Exons: 3
Coding region: 1-912 (303 amino acids)
Biological process (GO): negative regulation of cell division
Cellular component (GO): cytoplasmic side of plasma membrane; cytosol
Molecular function (GO): ATP binding; ATP hydrolysis activity
Source: RefSeq, a predicted model, not a curated record